GUUGUCGUGGGCUGAAGUGAUGUUGUGUUGUAGAGGUAUCACAGCUGAAAAGCAGUACCGUGCUGUGGCUCCAGGGUAGACACAAUAGCUGGCAUCAAUUUUCAUCAGUGUCAAAAAUGUUUUCAUUCCCAGUCCCAAAUCCAAGUUAUUACAGUGCCAAGAUUUAUUUUGACAAAAAACAACACACUGCCCGCCUACACUCAAUACUUUAGCUAAUUAAUGUAAGGUAAAUAUGAAACAAAAUGAACACAGAGAGACCCAGGGGAAAGAUCGCAUUUGGCAGAUUAGAAUCUGAACUGCUGCAAACGCGGCAUGAAGCGCGCCGUUGCUCAAGAGAAAUUCACCAGAGACUUCUCAACUUCUGCAUCUGUGUUCUCUGUUCAGCUGAUCAGGGUGCGAUCAGUUCUCAGUUUAGAACGUCAGAAAAAUGGUGAGAGAGGUUGCACAGGAAGUAACUGAGAAGCUGGCGGUUAGAUAUGUGUUGCUGCUUUCCGGAACCUCAGUAAGAGCAAAGCAAGAGCUUGGUGAGAGCAAAGAAGAGACCAAGAACAUAAACGUGGAUGAACUGCUUAAGGAAAAUUAAAGGAAAACCAUUAAAAACGUGUUUCAGAAAAUUUCCUCGAACAACAGAAAAUGGGGAGCAGUGAGGAGGAGGGCAAGAUGCUCUCCAGACUGUCCCGCAUAGGAAGCAGGGGAUCACUGAGGGAGCCCCCAAAACCUCCCGCCCAGGCCACCAAGCCCGCUGCCACAGUCAAAACGCCCCCCGAACUGAGCCCAAAGCCCCCUGCACUUGCCCCCAAACCCAGCUCCAGAGAGUUCAGCAGCAGCGAUCACGGAUCCGCCAUCCUGCAGGGGUUUGAACACUUCCGGUCCCACGAGUCCCUGUGUGACGUCACUCUGGUGCCGGGAGACAGCAGUGCGGUUUUCCCGGUGCACAGAGUCAUAAUGGCUUCCGCCAGCGACUACUUCAAGGCCAUGUUCACAGGUGGGAUGAGAGAGCAGGAGCAGAAGGUGAUCAAGCUGCACGGCGUGAGCGAGACUGGCCUGAGGAACAUAAUCGACUUCAUCUACUCGAGCCGCGUGUCCCUCAGUCUCGGCUGCCUGCAGGACACCCUGGAGGCCGCCAGUUUCCUGCAGGUCCUGCCUGUCCUGGGCUUCUGCAAGGAGCUGCUGAGGCAUGAGGUCACCAUAGAAAACUGCGUGGAAGUGGGGCGCAUUGCCAGCGACCUUCUCCUGGAGGAGGUGCAGACCUACAUCAACAAGUUUGUCUGCCAGAACUUCUCCCAGCUGGUGAAGACCGAGACGCACCUGCAGCUCUCAGAGUCCAGCAUGGCGUACGCGCUGUCCAGCGACUCCCUCAAGGGUUUCUCUGAGAUGGAGCUGUUCCGGGUGGCCCGGGCCUGGCUGGGGCACGACCUCGCCGGGCGCCGCCCGCACACCUAUGCCCUGAUGAGGUGCAUCCGCUUCCCCCUCAUGAGCCCUGCCGAGCUGCUCCAGAUCUCCCAGGAGGACGACGGCACCCUGCGGUCCGACACGGCCUGCGUCAACCUCCUGCUGGAGGCCAGCAACUACCAGAUGAUGCCCUUCCUGCAGCCCACCCUGCAGACGGAGCGCACAGCCAUCCGCUCCGACUCCACCCACCUGCUGGCGCUGGGCGGGGUCAUGCGGCAGCAGCUGGUGGUGAGCAAGGAGCUGCGGCUGUACGACCAGGAGGCGCAGGCCUGGCGCGCCCUGCAGCCCAUGGACAUGCCUCGCUACCAGCACGGCGUGGCACUCAUCGGCAACUUCCUCUACAUCGUGGGGGGCCAGAGCAACUACGACACCAAGGGCAAGACAGCGGUGGACAGCGUGUACCGCUACGACCCGCGAUUCGACAGGUGGCUGCAGGUGGCCUCGCUCAACGAGAAGAGGACCUUCUUCCACCUCAGCGCCUUGAAGGGGAAGCUGUACGCCGUGGGAGGCAGGAACUCUUCAGGCGAGAUUGACACUGUUGAGUGCUACAGCCUCAGUAAGAACGAGUGGACAUUCGUGGCCCCGAUGAAAGAGCCGCACUACGGGCAUGCAGGAACAGUGCACGGGGAGCUGAUGUAUGUAUCCGGUGGAAUCACACGGGACACCUUCCAGAAGGAGCUGUCGUGCUACGAUCCUGACACGGACAGCUGGAGCCGGCGGGCGGACAUGACCACGCUGCGCGGCCUGCACUGCAUGUGCACGGUCGGGGACCGCCUCUACGUGAUGGGCGGGAACCACUUCCGGGGCGCCAACGACUACGACGACGUGCUGACCUGCGAGUUCUACAGCCCGGCGACGGACCAGUGGACCGACGUGGCGGCCAUGCCGCGGGGACAAAGCGACGUGGGCGUGGCCGUCUUCCAGGGCCAGAUCUACGUGGUGGGCGGCUACUCGUGGAACAGCCGCUGCAUGGUGGACAUCGUGCAGCGCUACGACCCCAAGCAGGACGAGUGGGAGCAGGUGUUCAAGGUCCUGGAGCCGCUGGGCGGGAUCCGAGCCUGCACCAUGACGGUGCACCCGCCCGACGCCUCCGUCGAGGCCCAGACCCAGGAGUGCCCCCUCUCCACCCCAAAAAGAUGAAGGGGAAGAGUGUCGGUAAUUCAGAAUUACCUCCUGUAUACAUUUGAUUCUUUAAAUUAUUUUAAGCCAGACUUCCACUGACUCCCACAUAGCUUUAAGUGUGACCUCCUGAUGCAAGCUAAUGUCAACUGGCACGUUUUACAGUACUAGAGAACCAAUACUGUACUGGAGUUCAGCUUAUAUGACUUCACCUAGUUAUUUGGCCUCUCACAAAAGACUGGGAUGAGUGUUCAUUAAGUAUGAUCAUGAUAGUUCAUACAAAUUAUUUUCAUAGUGCGUUUGAUAUACAUAACAUUGGUACAACCAAAAUAUCUGGAGGGAAACCAUCUUUCUGAUAAAAUCCAGUUCCUUGGCGUAAAUAUUGACAUUUUUAUUUAACCUUUAUUUUCCAAAGUACGAUCUAAUUUACAGAAAGCUGGCUGUCCAAUGAUUUUCCAAUCUACUCAGCCUGUUUAAUAUGCUGUGUCUCCUUCUGUUCCACCUUUUGCCUGUCUUCGCUCCACCACCUUUAUUUUGUCCUUGCUUGCAAGGUUUGUACAUAUGGAUAAAUUAAUAAACUGUGAAUCUUCAAGCCAC
Molecule: messenger RNA, 3168 nt
Organism: Anguilla anguilla (European eel)
Lineage: Eukaryota; Metazoa; Chordata; Actinopteri; Anguilliformes; Anguillidae
Product: kelch-like protein 9
Exons: 8
Coding region: 634-2592 (652 amino acids)
Biological process (GO): regulation of cytokinesis; protein ubiquitination
Cellular component (GO): Cul3-RING ubiquitin ligase complex
Molecular function (GO): ubiquitin-protein transferase activity; cullin family protein binding
Source: RefSeq, a predicted model, not a curated record